AUGUCAUUCGUCCAAACAGCUCGAAGAAAACAACCAAGAGUUCAUCGAACAAACUCGAUCGUCUCGUCCAAGACCAGUCGAGGAAUAGGAAGAGCGAGAGAGAGACCAUGGCAAAGUCACUGGGACCAACAGGGGAGUUCUUCAGGAGGAGGGACGAGUGGCGGAAGCACCCGAUGCUCACUAACCAGCUCCGCCACGCCACGCCUGGCCUCGGCAUCGCCGUCGUCGCCUUCGGUAUCUACCUCGUCGGCGAAGCCGCCUACAACAAGAUCUACGCUCCUUCUCACUCUCACCACUCUUCGUCUUCUUCUGCUUCUCACUCUCACUGAGAAUGUCCAUCGACGUUUGUCAGGUGAAUGCUUGAUGUAA
This is a messenger RNA of Ilex paraguariensis (yerba mate), 369 nucleotides long. The record is from the annotation of a GenBank genome assembly. Lineage: Eukaryota; Viridiplantae; Streptophyta; Magnoliopsida; Aquifoliales; Aquifoliaceae.